Girardinichthys multiradiatus is the source of this 1519-nucleotide messenger RNA. RefSeq names its product Rieske (Fe-S) domain containing (gene rfesd). Bases 134 to 634 code for a protein of 166 amino acids. Lineage: Eukaryota; Metazoa; Chordata; Actinopteri; Cyprinodontiformes; Goodeidae. Gene Ontology annotation, molecular function: 2 iron, 2 sulfur cluster binding. The record is from RefSeq and is a predicted model, not a curated record. The transcript is spliced from 4 exons.
GACCAACUGAAGACAGCCUGUGUGAGAAGAUAAUAGAAGUGGGCCCUCCUUUUAACCCUGAGCUGUCAGCAGAGCAGUCGUUCAUUUUGACGAAGGAGUCACAGCUGCUGCUUGUCAAGACUCACACAGAGCCAUGGAGGAGAAAGAGCAGCCAUCUGGAGGACUUCACUUCGUCGGCAAGAAGGAUGAACUGAUUAAAGCACAGCGCUCUUCCAGGACACUAGAGGGUCGAGAUAUACUGAUAAUCUACCAUGAGGGAGUCUUCUAUGCCAUAGACUGUUACUGUUAUCAUGCUGGAGGGACGCUGCAGAAUGGAGACAUUGAGGACAUCAAUGGCAAGCUGUGCAUAAUUUGUCCAAAGCACAAGUACAAGAUCACUUUGGCUGAGGGGGAGGGCUUGUACAGGGCCAGAAACCCCAUGGAAAACCCAUCCAUACUCAGAUGGUACUCCAAGGGCAUGAAGCAGAGGGUCCACACAGUCACAGAGAUCAACGGGGAAGUCUUUGUCAAACUCACCACAAGCCCUUUCUGGAUUGACUCGGACUACUACCAGGGAGAAAAAGGAAAGGUGGAAAGGGCCAUGGCUGAGGCAUCUGAGGGGGAUAUGCCUGUAAUGAAAGAUGAUGACGAGUGAAGACCUUGUCAGUUUAUUUUUUACAGCAUAUAGAAAUUUAAAUAGAAUAGAAAUGGUAUAUAUUUCAUCAGUUAACCAAUUUAGUCUUACUAGGUAGCCACAUGUUUGUACACUCUCUUCCCCUCCAUAUUUCCCCCAUGAGUUAUGCAUACAGCAACUGAUUCAGUGUGAUAAAAAUCUUCAUACUGAUCAAUACACUCCUGAAGUGGAGAAUUAUUUACAUAUAAAAUAUAGAUCAUGAUACAAGAGUGGCUAGUUUUUAAACGAUCUUUGUCAGUUUUCCUCAGGUAACAGGAAUAAGUAGCAGGUCACAAAAAACAGACAUUUUAGGGAAUUGCCUCAUGUUGUACUUUACUGUGGCUUUCAAACAUGUUUAUACCCCUUGAAGUUUUCUUUCCAAUGUGUUUAAUGUACAACCAGUGUUCGGCAUAUUUUUUUGAACUUUUUUGUGAAUGACCAUAGUCUUCAUGACACUAAUGUUCUCCCCCCUGAGCUGUGGAUUUCUGCAGCUCCUUCAGAGCAUACAUUGGACUGCUUCUCUGAUUAAUCCUUACAUUGGUUGGGUUGCAGUUGUGCCAUCCUCUUUCCAUUUUAUAAUGACAGAUGAUAAAUUGAAAGGUGCUUCAUGAGAUGUAAUGAUGCUGAUUGUUCACUGAUGUUCUUUAACAAACUUCUGAGGCCUUCACUGAACAGCUGGAUUUAUACUGGGAUUAAAUGACACCAGGGGUUCUCAAACAUUUCAGGCCAAGUCCUGUUUCAGUGGAAGGAAACUUUCAAACCCCUUCCCUCAUGCCCGUUUCUUCAUGACAGGAAAAAAAAACAUGUGUCUAAUUUCAUAUUAGCAAAGAGAAAGUCAAUCAAAUAAAAAUUUCUACAUUUCUUUUA